UAAAAUCCCCUUGCAGUGCACGGUGGCGUGCAGCCCACUCUCUGCAGUGUGCCAGUGGUGCCACCUUAAAUGUCAGCACAGGAGCUGGAAUCCGGCCGUGCCGCGGUGUAGGCUUACACCCUGCUCUGCUGUCUUCUUUGCCUUACUUCAACCAUACCAAAAUAGUCGGGAUCCACUACCUAAGAUGUCAUUGUAAUGUUACUUAUCUGAGGUGAAACUGAAGCCCUUAUCUGUGGCUUUGGGCAGCAAUUAAGUGCGGAGGUUGCCUUUUAAAGGCAUCAAGUCCUUGGCUUGGAUCCUUGAAUACUGAACACCAUGAGCAACUACAGUGUAUCUUUAGUCGGCCCGGCUCCUUGGGGUUUCAGGCUUCAAGGUGGCAAGGAUUUCAACAUGCCCCUGUCCAUCUCUCGGCUUAACGACGGCGGAAAAGCAGCCCGAGCACAGGUGGGGAUUGGUGACGUGGUUCUCACCAUUGAUGGUAUAAGUACAGACGGGAUGACUCAUCUAGAAGCACAAAACAAGAUCAAGGCGUGUACAGGCAAUCUGAACAUGACUUUGCAAAGAGUGGCUACUGCAACAAAACCUGAUCUUAUUCAUGUACCAAAGGGAGAACCUAAAGAAGUAGUUAAGCCUGUGCCCGUUGCCUCUGCUGCUGCACCCAAAGUCACUGCCAUGGCCAGUGUAGCUUACAAUAAGACCCCGAGGCCAUUUGGAGUUGUGGCCUCCACAAAAGUCACCUCCAUCCCAUCACCGUCCUCUGCCUUCACCCCAGCCCAGGCGGCACCCAUGCUCCCCACCCCGGCCCCAUUUGCUGCACCAGGACUGCAUGUUAAUGCCAAGCCUAAUGCUAAUGGGCGGCUGCCCACGCCGAGCACUGCUAAACCUGCCGUUAAUGUCCCACGGCAGCCUGGCACGCACAAUGCCGCCCCGGGCGGCCAUGUCGGCGACGGCACCCAGGAGCUAGCGGAGGGGCUGCGACGAGGAUUCAGAGAGAACCAGGGUGACAAUAAACAGCAAAAUGGGAAAAUCCCACCCAAACGCCCCCCACGAAAGCACAUUGUGGAUACCUAUACGGAGUUCUACCACACCCCUACUCACAGUGAUGCCAGCAAGAAGCGGCUGAUUGAAGACACUGAAGACUGGCAUCCCCGGACAGGAACCACCCAGUCACGCUCUUUUCGUAUCCUUGCCCAGAUCACCGGCACUGAUCAUAUGAAAGAACCGGAACAUGAAGGUGCAAAGAAGUCUAAGAAAAAAAUAACACAGAAUGGAGAGCUCAGAAUACCUACAGAUCUGCGUAACAGAGCAGAAGCCCAGGAUACCUCUACUAAUCUGAGUAAAAACUCUGUGGCCACCCAGGCUUUGGAGAUACCACCUGUGCCAUCUACAUCUUUAAUUCCUAUGAGUCAAAACAGUGCUAGACCGGAGUCUGCAGCAGCUUUUCUGCCGAUAGCAGAGUCCUCCCCCAGCAGUGCCCCAUCUCCCAGACUCACUGAACACAUUGAUGCUACAGUUCCUGGGAGGAAAAUAACUGCGGAGUUGCCCUCUCCCAAUGCAUCAGUCCUUUUGCCAAGCACAGCUGGCACAGAGACUCCUCUCCCUGCAAAGUGCAGUGUGGCUACACAGACCUCAGAGCCACCUCUGCCAACCACUACAGCCGUACAGUCACCUUCUGCAGCCCCAUCUGUGGAAGCAAACCCUGUUGUGCCUCCUCAUCCUGCCAGGCAUGAUGCAUCUGUGCCUACUUCCGAAACAAAUGCUUUUGGUAUUAUCUCAAGCUGUCAGUCUAAGUCAUCCAUAAGUCACACAAGCUUGUGUGCUAGAACAGUAUUUCUGGGAAGUACUUCAGGAAGUCCGGCCAAGCUUGGAACUGCUCCUGUUCCUGAUUUUUCUCCUUUUAAGCAGAGAUCAAAAAUUAAGAGUAUGGCUGCUGCUGCCGUUUCUGCUGCCAUUGCUGUCCAUGCCAGGCUCUCUGAUCCUAGUGCCUACCGCUUGCUCUUGGAUGCCCUGCUCAUCACCCCUGUCACUAAACCUCCUCUGCAAGCCAGCAGGCCCUCCAGGAAGUCAACAAGUGCUCUGGAGCUGACAAAGAACAAGAGUGAUUCCAUGGAGUCUACCCCUCCUGCCACUUAUACCACCACUUCAGUGAAGAAUGUGUCUGCCAGCCAUGAAUGUCCAGAUCCUAGACCUACCUCCACCAACAAUGCCACAUCUCCUUCAGUGCCCAAGCCAACAGGACCAUCAAGUGGCGCCAAGUACUCAGGCUGGCAGCCUCCAAGCCAAGCAGCUCCUGCCAGUGGAUGGACGUCAAACAGUAUUAAAUCUGGAACAUCUGGAACAACUGCUCCAAGUCAAAAGUUUGACGCAACCUCUCAGCUAACGGAGCAAGACACAUUGGUUCAGAGGGCAGAGCAUAUUCCAGCAGGAAAGCGUACUCCAAUGUGUGCACAGUGCAAUCAAGUCAUUAGAGGACCUUUCUUGGUGGCCUUGGGGAAGUCAUGGCACCCAGAGGAGUUUAAUUGUGCUCACUGCAAAACUUCCAUGGCUUACAUUGGAUUUGUGGAAGAGAAAGGGGCUCUGUAUUGUGAGGUCUGCUAUGAGAAGUUCUUCGCACCUGAGUGUUCCAAGUGCCAGAGGAAGAUCCUUGGAGAAGUAAUAAAUGCUUUGAAACAAACUUGGCAUGUUUCCUGCUUCGUGUGUGUGGCCUGUCAUAACCCCAUCCGCAAUAAUGUCUUCCACUUAGAAGAUGGUGAUCCCUACUGUGAGACGGAUUACUAUGCCCUCUUCGGUACUUUGUGCCAUGGCUGUGAAUUCAAGAUCGACGCUGGGGACCGGUUCCUGGAGGCACUGGGCUUCAGCUGGCAUGACACUUGCUUCGUCUGUGCGGUAAGUAAAGCUGUUCUACUUUUUAAACAAACCCAUGGCGGCAGUACUUGUGCUAACCUGACUGGUAUGGGAGUUAGAGCUAAAAUGCCUUUCAGUCCUCAGAACCCAAACAAAAAGCACUUUCACAGUUAUUUGGAAGGUAUGUUGCUAUUGUGAGCUAUUGGCACCAGUCCAGAUGCUAUGGCCUGAGUUGCAGCCCUGUGUCCUUGCAUUUAACCCGUGACAUUUGCUUCCGUAAGACAAAUGUUGAAGGCCAUAAAAGAACAGGUUGCAUUUCUCAGGUAUCAAGAGUGCUUUUGACAUAAAGGCACCAUAGCAAAAGUAUGACCUUCUAAUAUUCUGUGGCAUACACAUGUGCACGCACACGCACACAUCCAAAUCCUGUUAGUGGGAUGCAUUUUGUAAAUGCUGCUCCAAGUUAAGAACCUCCUGACUGAAAGAGGAAUGGAAUGCUUGCAUUGACCAUUAACUUUGCAUCAAAAAGAAUAGCACUGUGAAAAAAGGUAAUAAUUGUUAGGCUUUGAAUAUACUUUUGCACAGUACAGUGCCAUGAGUAGCAUUCUGACUAAUGUGUGGUGCAAGUCAUCCGUCUGAACUGGGUGUUUUUUUCUUUCUGAUCCCAUUUCAGGUAUGUAAUGACAGUUUGGAGGGUCAGACUUUCUUCUCCAAGAAGGACAAGCCACUCUGCAAGAAACAUGCUCAUUCUAUCAACAUCUGAUUCUUGGACCUCAUCUUGUUUAGCAAAUGUACUGAGCAGAAGGAAAGGUCAAAAUGUCCAUGUUCAACAAUUGGUUAAAAUUAUUUAUAGAUGCUAUGUUAAAAAUGGAAGAGAAAUAUGGAAAGUUUAGGGGUUUGUAUGCUAUUUUUAGAGUGUUUAUCAGUUAGAGAUUUGCUUCAUAAAAAGAUGGAAAUUGGGAAUUACACCCAAGCCAAACUACUAGAGUGCCUUCACAUCUGUACUUGACAUAUGUGCUAGUUUUGCUGCUGUUCAACAAAUAAGAGGAGAUCAGCUUCAGUGAUCCAGAUCACUUUAUUGUGUUGAUGUUUCUUAAAGUGUAUCUAGAAGUACUGAAGCUAAACUCCAUUAAAAAGGAACUCAAAACAAAAAUAGGCUUACAUGGUAUGCAGUUGAACAGCUGUUAAUUUCAUCUGAUACUCUGGUUUAUGAAUCCUUCUGCACAGUUAUACGUAUCUGUGCCUUUAGCAGUGAAAUCUCUGCUAGACCUGCAGAGUAUAGAGGCUUUUACAAAGCAAUUAAGCAUAGGUGGCUAAGCUAGCAAACAGAAGUGGCUUAGAAGAUGCCACAUGAAAGAAAGCAUUCCUUACGUCAUUACUACCAGAACACUAGCCAAAAGAAAGUCCUAGUUGAGGCUCAUUUAACAAGACAGAAAUGUCAGAUCUGAUCUUCAGUAUAACAAAGUGGGAGUUAUAUUCUUCUGUUCGCACCUGAAGUUUUAGGAAGUUUUCAGUGCCUCGGAAAGGAAAUCACAUUGAAUCUACGUAUAACAGUGCUUAUAACUUGAAUGUGAUGCUUUCAUGUUUAAUGAGGGAAACUUUUGAAGUGCAACUGAGGACAUUGUUUUUCUCUCAGUACAUUCUUUAUGAUGUAGCUCAUAAAUAUGUAUAUUGGUGGCGUGCCAGGUAGUGUACUGAAAACUUAUUUUCUUGCUCAGCUGUUAAUGAUUUUUAUUAGUUUUGCUUUUUUCUUUCCUUUCCAACAGAUGCAAGGAAUAUAUUGUUAAAUAAUGUAACAUUGAUUUAGGCAGUCCAGUAUUUCUCGGUUCUUGCAGGGGAAAGGAGACAAUACUGCCAUUAUGCAUUUAUUGCAAACAAGGUGAUUUUGCCAAUCCUGUGGCUUUGUAUGAAUUUCACUUCCACAAAGAGAGUCAGCACGAGACCUGUGCACCAGCUAAGUCCCACUUGUCUUCAAAUUAGGGCUCAAGUGGUAUGGAGUAAUAGUAAGCUCAUAGGGAAAGGGUGAUGACCCUCUGCACGGGAUGAAUUUACUCCAGCAGAGUUGCACAACAGAGGAGGCCCUCUUGGGGCUAGAUUAGAUUCCUGAUGCAAAAUGCAUUUAUGUGCUAUUAAAUUCAACUGGGAUGUUAGAGCUGAAUUGUGUUAGGCUUCAAUGCUCUUUCCAAUACACAUUCAAAAUGACCGUUUGACCAUUUACUGGGCAGUUUCUUUUUUGUUGUUUUCUUCUGAUUUCUUUUUUCAUUUGGAUUGUUGUUGCUGUUGUUUUGUUUUUUUUUUUUUUGUUUGGUUUGGUUUUUUUUGUUUUUGUUUUUAAAUGACAAAAAGAAGAGGUUUAGACAUAAAGUUACGGGGAAAAAAAUAUGAAAAUUUACUAUGGUUGGGUAAGAAGAAAUGUCAAAAAGGAGGGGGAAAAUGCACCAAAACUGCCAUACUGAAAGAUGGAAAGGUAUUUCUUUUUAAUUCAGUUAAACGAAUUCACACAAUGGGCUGUUUCACAUUAUUUCCUGAGGUUGAUUUUCUUCAAUACUACAGUUUCUUUUUUAACUUCUGGUUGUAUGGAAGAAAUGUCACAAAGCUGUUUAAAAUGUUUAUACUAUUAUAGAUGUACCCUUCUGUGAGUGUCUGAUAAUCAAAAGGAUGGAAGCAGAAUGGAUGAUGGAGCAGCAAUGUGAGCCAGCUUACAUUUGAAAUAAGUGGAAUGUGGGGAAAUGAGACCUAAGAGCUAGGUGUCCAUAGGGAUAAAUUGCACAUGUUUGAGGGAAGAGGACAGGAAUGCACAGGGUAAGGUGGUAUUUUCUGCAGUUAAAACAUUGAUAUUUCGAAGUAUAAUAAAAGGUCUUCAAUGGGCACAAAGUUUGUCAGUGUCCUUAAAGUCAAUUUGAUUUUUUUCCUUUUUUAUUUUAUUUUAUUACUAUUAUUUUAAUUUUAGGUUCAUAAUUUGUAUUGGAUUUGUAUUUCUUAAUCCAUAUGCUCUAGGGUUUGAACUUUCACAGUUAGUGAAUUUGAGGACAAGAGCCUGAAAGGCUCCAGUAGGACUGCUUCACUUAGAUGCUUUGUGUUUUAGUUUCUGCUAUGUUUAUUUGUUUAAAAUUUAAAAAGGAAGCAUAGAAUCACUGAUAUAUAAUGAAUAUUUAAUGGCUUUCUCAAAUUAUCUAAAUCAACUAAGACGAAAAGGAACAUAUUGUUUAUCGUUAUUUUAAUAAGUGAGAUCAUAGUAGAGCACUUUAUUAUAAUGGCGUAUAUCUCACUGAAUAUUUAUUACUUUUUUGUUAUUUAGGACUAUUUCGUACUGGUUGUUUUAUUUGUCAGCCUGCAUGUUUACCUCUGGAAUCUUUUGGCGUGUCGAUGUGCGUGUAUUUAUGUAUACUUACCUAGGUAUGCACAUGUGUGUACACUGAGACAUACAUAUUAGUGCACAUAAGAGUACGUAUAUCUGAUUGAAGACUUGACAUAGCAAAAAUCAGAGCAGUUUCAUUAUCAUUUGAUUUUGCUUGCCUGUUUUUAAGAUUCCCAGCUUCAUAAAAUAGAUCUUCAGCGCUCAUAUUUUGAGGAAAAGUUAGAAAGUCAGGAAACUCCUGUUAAUAACCCAACUACUGUAGGCUUUAGCAUGCAUUUUCAGCCAGUAAUUCCCUUUUCUUCCAAAACUGUGUCAAGAGAAUUGGAUUUAAUUCUGUUUGAAGUUAGAAGAUCUUUAUAACUAAAUAAUUGAAUCAUGACGAGUGUUUCGGUAAAUUGUAACUAAAUAAUUCAGAGUUAUGUGUAAAUAUAAUAAAUGCGUAAUAUAACAAUGCAAUAAACUUAUAAACAAAAGUUAA
Molecule: messenger RNA, 6677 nt
Organism: Coturnix japonica (Japanese quail)
Lineage: Eukaryota; Metazoa; Chordata; Aves; Galliformes; Phasianidae
Source: RefSeq, a predicted model, not a curated record